AUGGCUGCACUUACGCUCCUUUUCUCCACUUUUGCUGUGGCCUCUGCCACUCCGACAGGCUUUACUGCCGCUUUGGUCCCCAGACAAUCAGUCUCCAAUAAUGGACUCUGCGGUGCAUACAACGGCACUGCUACCUGCACUGGCAGCAUCUACGGCACCUGCUGCAGCCAAUUCGGAUACUGUGGUAGUGAUACCGACUACUGCGGAUCCGGCUGCCAGAGUGGCUACGGCACCUGCGGAGCCGAUACCACUCUGAGCUGGUACGGUCUAGGGUGCUACUCCGACAGCACCAAUGCUCGCGCCCUGAACACCUCCGUUCUCGUCUCCGGCAACACCGUCGAGGCAUGCCAGUCAACAUGUGCUGCUGGAGGCUUUACCUACGCCGGAAUGGAGUUUGGAAGCCAGUGCUACUGCGGUACCGCCAUCGAGAACGACUCGGAACCCAUUUCGUCCUCUAGUUGUAAUAUGGCAUGCGCAGCAGACGAGAGCGAGAUCUGUGGCGGAUCGAACGCUCUGAGUUUGUAUGUCAUCGUGCCUAUCUGGCAGAGCGUGGGAUGCUACUCCGACACCACUCUUAAACGCACUUUGGCUGAGUCCUACAAUGUUGGCGGUAAUACUGUGGAGAAAUGCCAGGCGGCGUGCAAAGCGGGCGGAUAUAUCUAUGCCGGCAUGGAAUUUGGCACUCAGUGUUUCUGUGGCAACACUAUCGACAACGGCGGUGCCCCUACCUCUGGCUGUGGUACCCCAUGCCCGGGCGACGCAUCUGAGACCUGUGGCGGAGCCAAUGCUUUAAGUUUGUACUACCUUUUCGGGGGAUCUGAACCCGAGGAGAAGAAGUAG
Molecule: messenger RNA, 840 nt
Organism: Penicillium lagena
Lineage: Eukaryota; Fungi; Ascomycota; Eurotiomycetes; Eurotiales; Aspergillaceae
Exons: 2
Coding region: 1-840 (279 amino acids)
Molecular function (GO): chitin binding
Source: RefSeq, a predicted model, not a curated record